Cimex lectularius (bed bug) is the source of this 4102-nucleotide messenger RNA. It is a transcript of the gene RhoGAP71E, whose product is annotated as rho GTPase-activating protein 20. The record is from RefSeq and is a predicted model, not a curated record. The transcript has 12 exons. NCBI's taxonomy places the organism in Eukaryota, Metazoa, Arthropoda, Insecta, Hemiptera, Cimicidae. Bases 350 to 1861 code for a protein of 503 amino acids. Gene Ontology annotation, molecular function: GTPase activator activity. Gene Ontology annotation, biological process: signal transduction.
CCCAGUGUAGGUGGUAGAGAAGGGCAGCGAUGUCUCGAAUUGACCUCUCUCACUCAGUCAACAGAAAUUUGUUGACCUGUUGUAACUUGUAGGAGUCCGAGACUGAUUAAUUUGUCAUAAGUCAGAGGUAUCAACGAUGUACCAGUGUUUCACAAACUAUAUAUUACCACCGGUUUCUCACGGAUUUCACCGUUAAUUUCAUUUCACCGCCUUUAAACACAACGGCAAAACGGACGGGGCCGAAUUAAUUGGGCUAAGACAUGAAACACGGAUUAUUUAUAAGGUUAACGACUUCUGAAAACAAAUCCUCCGAUGUUUCUUAAAAAGGGAUACAUUUGAGAAAUGUAGGAUGACAACUUGGGCGGAAAGGAUGCAUCGUCGAGCUGCAACGUUUAGCAAUGUCGUCACAUCAUGUGGACAACCCAACGUCCACCCAUAUCCAAGAAGGCUUGAAAAGGUCAAAUUUGGUGUGCCGCUUGAUGAAGUCUGUAAAAAUGACAUUCCUGGACCUUUACUGGUUUUGGUACUGAAAUUGAACAAAGAGGCUCCAAUUAAAAAGGAUGUGUUCCGAGCCCCAGGUCAUCAAGGUAACAUGAAGAAACUGGUCCAUUUCUUACAAACUGGAAGACUUGUGAAUAUGGACAACUAUUCUGUUUAUACUAUUGCAUCAGUUUUGAAAAAAUUUUUGAGGAAAAUUCCCGGCGGGAUAUUUGGAAGAGCUAAUGAACAACAUUUAUUUACGAUAGUUCAAAUGGAAAACAUGGAAGAACAGAGAGAUGAAAUUCACAAGUUAAUAACAUCACUUCCUUCAUACACACAACGCUUGUUAGUCCUUUUAUUUGGUACUUUUCAAGUAAUUGCUAGUAAUGCGGAGAAAUUUAAUACGGGGAUGACCUCUGAGGCUUUAGGUGUUUCUGUUGCUCCGAGCUUUUUCCAGAGUUGUGUAUCUGAUGGGAAAACAGCCAAAAUGGAAGAUGUCCUUAGGUUCAAAGCUGAAGUUCAUGUCGCAACUCGGAUAAUGAAACUUCUCAUAGAUAAUUUUGGGGCUUGUGACUUGUUUGGUAGACCCAAUUAUGAAUUUUAUGCCCGCAUAACAGGGAGAAUAUUGAAAGUGGAAGAUGACUGGAUUUUCAGUUUCCGUUACCCACCUGAAAUUUUUGCUCGUCAGCUGUCAUCAGAAAAUGAAAAGACUUGCCUUCAGUACGAAUGUGAAAGAUGGGGCUUGAAAUUCAACUUAGAAACAAUGUCUCACCAAGAGGAAAGCCAAUCUACACCAGCUUUAAUCCACCUACCAGAUCUCGAUAACGGUGCUUCCAGUUCCUUAGGUAUUAUCCCUGAAAAUAAUCUAUUGGAAAGUUGUACCAGGCUUUCUAUCAGUCUAGAAGAAAACGGUUUAUUCAAGGGUUCUAGCAGGUCUUCCUCAAGCAGUGCUUCAGCACAUCACAUGACCCUUGAGGAGUUAAAAGCAGUAAACAGAUAUGCCGAGAGUACAAAAAGUCUCACCUAUCUACCUCAGGUCCAUGAAAGACAAACUGCCAGAAUGAGAACAAGAUCUGAAUGGUUUUUGAAUCCUGGGUAUAGACUGGCCUCAUCGAUGGAUAGUGACCCAACUUUACAUGUUCUCAGAGGAUCUAACAACUUUACAUCUUCUGGGAACAUUGGUGGUACUGGCUUGAGUGCGAGUGCUGAGUCGGUGUCAAAAAGGUCCUGUGUCCGUAGGAAUUCAAGCCGGUCGAGGCACAAUAGACCUUCUUCUCGGAGGAACAAAGAAAAUGGCAACAAGUCUAUCCCAAAAUCUCAACACAGUCAAGAUGGAUCUCAGCCUAUUCAAAUCAGUGUAACAUACAAACCAAGGAUAUAAAUACAUACCAAAGAUGGCUUACUUUAUCGUGAAAAUAAUUGCUUUACAUGUUCACUACGGUGCACAUACUUCAACCCAUCACUUAUGAAUGGCCGUUUAUCAAACGAAACAGGAAUACGAAAAUAGUUCAAUUUUUGUUAUGUAUUUUUUUGCCUUCUUCAUUUAAUAUUUGAGACAAACACAAAUUUGAAGUGUGUUGCUUCUAGAUAAAUGGUAAAAAAAGCUUUUAUCUUAAUGACAAUUCAUUAAAAUCUUAUAUUUAAAAAUAGGAGCAUUUACACAAUACACACAAUUUUGAAGAAUCUACAAGACAUGACAAAGAAGAACGGAAAUUCAAAUUAUUUAUUUAAUUAAAUAAUAAAUAUCUAUAUAUUGAAGAACAUUAACAUGUUUAAAGUUGGAACAAUAUAAUGUAAUGUACUUCUUAAAAAUGCUCAUGUUUUGGUCUUAAAAACAAAAAUUUGCUCCAAUGUAAAUUGAGGGUUGAAUGUUUAUUGAGAAAAGAAAAGAAAAAUUAUAAGAUGUGGUUUGUGACUACUUCACUUUUGAACCUUGACAUAUCUAGAAAAUCUGGAAAAAGUUUUGCCAUUAUGACGAAAACCUGUAUUGAACAUGUUAAAAACAGAAAAAUAUUGCCUAGUCAGGAUGUUACAUUAUUUAAUUUUGUUAAUUGAAAAUUUAAUUUAUUUACUUGCUAAUCAAUGUACACACACAACAUGUUAUGUCUUAAGUUUAGUGUUUUAAUAAAGAAUAAUUUUGUUUGAAUGUUGAUAGAUGAACACCAUAGAUAUAUUCUGUUCUACGAAAAAAGACUUGUGUGCUCAAACUUUUGUUGUUAAAAAGGGCCUGAGAAUACAACAUUAUGAGAAUAUUAUUCGCAAUAUCUUUCCAUGUGUGUGUAUUUUAAAGAACAUGUUAAACUAACGAAGUCAUUGUUUUGUAAAAAAUAAAACUUGCCAAUUCGUUAGAGUGAAUGGCUAUCUUUUUUAUUUUAUUAUAUUUAUGGCCUAUAGCUAUGAAACAUUAAUUUUAAUAUUUCGUAUUUUGUAAUAAUAUUAUACAGUGCGAUAUGUGCAGUUAAUUGUAUAAUUAUUUAAUAUUUUCGCCUUUUGUAAAUACCUCUUGUAACAGAUUUUUUUGUAUUGACUUACAAUAUUUUUUAUAUUUUUUGUACAUUUUGAUUAAUUUGUUAACAAAGACAAAUGUUUAAUUUAUAAUUACUAAAUGUUAUAUAUUGAUAUUUCUUCUAUCAAAUACCAAAGAGUUUAUUAUAUUUUUUUUAUUUAUUUAUUUUUUUUUUCUUAGCUUAAAUGGACAAGAAUAUAAGUUCUGUCAUUAUUACCUAAUAAAUGGCUUAUAUUCCAUUUAAAUUAGGGAAGGCAAUGGUAUGCUUGAAUCAAAUUUUGUUCAUUGUGCUUUUAUAAUUUUAAUUGCGUGUGUUGAAAACAAUAUUUAAACAUUAAAACUGACUCCUAUUAAUAGACAAUUAUUUUUGAGAAAAAAACAAAACAAAAGCCGUUUUUAAUUAUUUGAUUUAUGUAUUUGUUAUUUAUUUUUGCUGUUCCAUUUGAAAUUAUUUUUUUACUGACGUACCACAAGUCAAAGAUUUUCUGGUUAAAAUAAUCUUGGCUGUGACCUUUUUAAACCUGUUAUUUUUCGUUUAUUUUUUACCUUGUGUAAAAUAUUUCAUAGCAUCAAAGACUGACUUAUUUAUUUAUACAAAAUAACUUCAGAAUAUUUUUUUUUUUAAUGUGUUACCAAUUGAUUUAUUGUAUAACGUCCAUUAGCAAACUUUAUUGUAUAUUGCAGCUUUAACAAUUUGCUAACUUGCUCUUUCCUUAUUUUCUUACAAGAUGAGACAGAUCAAUUAUUGAAAAUAACGUAAAACUAUGUGACUACAUGAUCUCAAUAUUAGUGCAUAGUUUUAAAAAAAGAUAUGUAAAUUUUUUUAAUGUAAUAAUCACAUUAGUUUCAUGGCUCUGUUUGAGUGUUUUUGGAUAUACACUGCCAAAUAUUGUUAUUAAAGAUGACUAAUCAUUCCAUUAUCUACAUUGUGCACAAUUGCAUUUAUAAUGGGCCAAAGUUUGUAACUAAGUGUCAAAUAUUCAUUAGUAGAUGACUUUUUUUUUAUUAAACUGAAUACUUACAUGCAGUAUUGUAAAUAAAGUUUUCCAAUUUGUAACGUGUGUAUCUUUGCUACUUGAAUUAAUAACAAAUAAGAAUAAACUGAUGCUAAAUGUU